This is a messenger RNA of Penicillium alfredii, 1857 nucleotides long. RefSeq lists its product as uncharacterized. Gene Ontology annotation, cellular component: membrane. The record is from RefSeq and is a predicted model, not a curated record. Gene Ontology annotation, molecular function: dipeptide transmembrane transporter activity. The transcript has 6 exons. NCBI's taxonomy places the organism in Eukaryota, Fungi, Ascomycota, Eurotiomycetes, Eurotiales, Aspergillaceae. Gene Ontology annotation, biological process: transmembrane transport; oligopeptide transport. The coding region runs from base 1 to 1857 and encodes 618 amino acids.
AUGAACUCCUCGGGUCCGGUCGAGGUGGCCGAGGUUGCUAAAUCCAGAUCUGCCUCGCAUGCCAUCGGUCUAGACGAGAAGCAUGACUUGAUCAUUGAACCAAGCAUUCAGGAAACCACCAUCUGCAAAGGCCUCGAUGCUGAUGCAGGCACUCAAUCGCUGGACAAGAUUUAUCCUAGUGAUGAGGAUUUGCGCGCGUUGCGUCGAGUUGCGGGCAAGGUGCCAUGGUCAGCCUUUACUAUUGCGUUCGUGGAGCUCUGCGAGCGAUUCUCUUACUAUGGCACGACAGCGGUUUUUGUCAAUUUCAUCCAGCGACCUCUUCCGGCGAACUCGACUACCGGUGCUUUGUCUGCCGGUGCCAAUUGGGACAGUGAUGUGCCGGGUGCUCUGGGGAUGGGUCAACGAGCAUCAACUGGAUUGACUUUGUUCAAUCAAUUUUGGUCCUAUAUCAUGCCACUGGCGGGUGCGUUCGUGGCAGACCAGUACUGGGGCCGAUUCCGCACCAUUUUUGCCUCCAUCGCCGCCGCCCUCCUCGGACAUGUCAUUUUGAUUAUCUCCGCCAUCCCCAAAGUGAUUGCAAGCCCUGGCGGCUCGAUUGUCUGCUUCUCAGUCGGACUGGUGAUUAUGGGCGUGGGAACAGGUGGUUUCAAAUCUAACAUCUCUGCCCUCAUUGCCGAACAGUACCGAGAGGACAGGCCGUACAUUCAGACUCUGGCCAGCGGAGAGCGCGUCAUUGUCGACCCGGCUGCCACCGUCUCGCGCAUCUAUCUCUACUUCUAUAUGAUGAUCAACAUUGGCUCCAUUGUGGGGCAAGUGAGUAUGGUCUAUGCCGAACGAUACGUUGGCUUCUGGCUGUCGUUCCUUCUGCCCACAGCCAUGUUUUGUCUCUGCCCUACAGUUUUGUUCAUGUGCCGCAAUCGCUAUUAUUUGAUUCCACCCACUGGGUCUGUGUACUCUCAGGCAUUCCGACUGUGGAGCCUGGCGAUGAAGGAUCGCUGGUCUUUCAAUCCUGUGCGACUGUUCCGGGGGACAUCCAACUCGAAUGAUUUCUGGGAGCACGUCAAGCCAAGCCAUCUCGGUGCGAACAAGCCGGAUUGGAUGACCUUUGAUGACGAAUGGGUGGAUGAAGUUGGACGUGGGCUCAAAGCCUGCGUAGUGUUCUUGUGGUAUCCGUUGUACUGGUUGUCCUACAACCAGAUGCUAAACAACCUCACCUCGCAAGCCGCGACCAUGCGCCUCGGGGGUGUGCCGAACGACAUCAUUAACAACCUCAACCCGCUCUCGCUCAUUAUUUUCAUUCCCAUUAUGGAUCGUAUUAUCUACCCGGGCCUCCGUCGCGCUGGAUUUAACUUCACCCCUCUGAAGCGAAUCACGGCGGGCUUCCUCGCGGCGGGCUGCUCGAUGAUCGUCGCUACAGUGACCCAACAUUAUAUCUACAAGAACGGCCCGUGCGGCAAGAAUGCCAACUACUGUCUGGAAAGCGAGGGCAAAUAUACUGAUAUCUCGGUCUGGGUGCAGGCACUAACCUAUGUGCUGGGCGGUAUUUCAGAGAUCUUUGCUUCGGUCACCUCGCUGGAGUAUGCAUUCACCAAAGCGCCGCGCAACAUGCGAUCCCUAGUACAGGCUGUGGCGCUGUUCAUGAAUGCCUUCUCUUCGGCUCUGGGACAGGCCCUUGUCAGCUUGUCGGAGGAUCCGCUCCUCGAGUGGAACUACGGCGUCACAGCCAUCCUGGCAUUUGUCGGGGGUGCGGGCUUCUGGUUGACCAACUACAAGUUGGACCGGGAGGAGGACCAACUGAACAUGCUGCCGCAAAGUCGGUAUCAAGGUAAUGAAAAGAACGACGAGGAAAGCAAGUAA